GAAUAAAUACGAAAACAAUUUCUAAUAAGUUUUAAUACUUGUUCGCAGUUGGAGAAUCAAAGGUCUAAAUGUAUCGAGGUCGCAACUGUAAAAUCUGUUUUGCAGCAGACAGUAAAUAUCAAACACUUGGGAUAAUGUAAUAUUGUAAUUGCAUAUUGUGCAAUGCAUGCACGUUGGUGUGGUUCAACGCUGUUAUUGUUUGUUUUUCAAGUGUUUGUUAUUGUCGCAUUUAGGUUAUAAUAGCUAAAGAUUAUUUCAGAAGAGGAAGUUUCUGACUCUGUAAUCUAUCUAUGAAUAAGUGUAAACUGUGUGAUGUCACAGAGCAAUUUCAAUGACUAAUGGUAUGGAGUACAUUGGAUAUACAUAACAAAGAAAUAUAAAACAUUUUAACUGCAGUCAGCACACUGAUUCACUACUUUCAUAGUAAAUGUUUUUGGUGCCAUGGAUGAUAUUCAGGUUUUAGUGCCCAAUGAUGAUAAUGAUGCUGAUGAUGAGGAUGAAGAGACAACAUCCAAUCCAGAUUUCAUUAAUACUGCAUUGAUACAAGGUAAUGAAGAAAUCAUAACGGAAGUUGAAAAUCCAAGUUUGUUAUCAUCCCUGAGAUCAAGGUUAAACAAAAAGCUAACUGUAAAUGCUGGAUCUCUGAAUGUUUUAUCUACCAAAUAUGAGAGUUUGGAUUAUGACACUUGCGAGAAUUAUUUACUGCUUGACGAGGAGAGAAAGAAAGGUUACAAGUUCAUUGUUAGGAAAAUAACCGCAAAAUGGACGAUUUUCUUGUUUAUCGGAAUGAUUACAGCGCUCAUUGCCUGUCUCAUCGAUAUUUCCAUCGAUACGCUUUGCCAAUUGAAGUACGGUUUUCUGAGCGAUUAUGUUGAUAACUAUGUGAUUAGAGGUCAACUUUACGUACCGUAUUUGUACUGGAUAGGUUUUAACAUUAUUCCUGUUUUUAUCGGGUCAGUUUUAGUUGCUUAUUGGGAGCCUGUAGCAGCUGGUAGUGGAAUACCUCAAGUCAAGUGCUACUUGAACGGAGUUAAAAUACCGCGAGUUGUUAGGAUUAAAACAUUGAUAGCCAAAGCUGUGGGCGUAGUUUGCUCUGUAGUUGGUGGAUUGGCCGGAGGAAAGGAAGGACCAAUGAUUCACGUGGGAGCUGCAGUUGCCGCAGGAAUCUCUCAAGGAAAAAGCACUACGUUCAAGAGUGAUCUUCACAUUUUCAGGUAUUUCAGGGAAGAUCAGGAGAAGCGCGAUUUCGUGUCGGGUGGCGCCGCAGCCGGAGUGUCGGCCGCUUUCGGAGCUCCAGUCGGUGGUGUAUUGUUCAGUUUGGAGGAAGGCGCCAGUUUUUGGAAUCAGAGUCUUACAUGGAGAAUAUUCUUCGCGUCUGUGGUGAGCACGUUCACGUUGAACUUUGUCCUGUCCAUGUAUUACGGCGAAUUCGGAAACCUCUUGUUUCCUGGAUUGUUCAAUCUGGGCCAUUUCGAGGAGUUUUCUUAUUCGCUUUACGAGUUACCGGUGUUCGCGCUCUUCGGAGCUUUCGGCGGACUCCUGGGUGCCUUAUGGAAUAGUAUAAAUUACAAAUUAGCAGUAUUUAGGAUUAGGUAUUUGCAAAAGCCAUGGUUGAAAGUAAUGGAGGCGUGUUUGGUAGCCACGAUGACGGCGACCGCAGGAUUCCUCAUGAUUUACCUGCUGAACGAUUGCAAACCUCUGGGUCAAGAUCCUACCAAAUUUCCUACUCAGGUGUAUUGCGGAGAUGGUCAGUACAACGUCUUGGCCAGUAUUUGGUUCCAGACGCCGGAGGCUUCGGUGAGGUCUUUGUUCCACGAUCCUCCGAAUACCCACAACGUCGCCUCCCUAUUUUACUUCGUGAUAGUAUAUUUCUUCUUGUCCUGCUGGACCUUCGGUUUGUCCACCUCCAACGGUUUAUUCAUACCUUCUUUACUCACCGGCGCAGCUUGGGGAAGGCUCCUAUCCGUUGGUUUAUUUUAUAUUUAUCCAAAUAAGGCGUUGAUCCAUCCAGGAAAGUACGCACUAAUUGGAGCUGCAGCGCAGCUUGGAGGUCUAGUGCGUAUGACAAUAAGUUUAACUGUAAUCAUCAUGGAAACCACGGAUAACAUUUCCUUCGGUCUACCAUUGAUUGUCACCUUGAUGGCAGCCAAAUGGACAGGAGAUUACUUCAACGAUGGUAUUUAUGAUAUACACAUACAACUAAGCGGUGUCCCCUUCUUGUCCUGGGACCCACCACCAUUGUCACACAACAUCUACGCGAGCGAAGUCAUGUCGCAUCCAAUUGCCAGUUUGAAGAACGUGGAAAACGUUGGUUACAUAGCGCAAUUAUUGAAAGAUACUUCUUACAAUGGUUUCCCGGUUGUCGAUCCACCUAUAUUAAAUAAUGAUGAAGUUACAAUCUACGGUAAACUCAGAGGAUUGAUAUUGAGAUCGCAGCUGAUUGUUCUCCUGCAAAACAAGAUCUUCAACGAAACCUCCGACAGUUGGUCCAACAUAAAUGCGAACAUCUUUAGGGAUGAAUACCCUAGAUAUCCAACCGUUGACAAAUUGGAUUUGAGCGAGAUGGAGAAGACGUAUUCGGUUGAUCUCAGGCCGUAUAUGAAUCCAUCUCCGUACACGGUAUUACACUCGGCUUCGCUUCCCAGAAUGUUCCGAUUGUUCAGGGCUUUAGGUUUAAGGCAUUUACCAAUAGUCAACGAUAGGAAUGAAGUAAUCGGAAUGGUGACGCGCAAGGAUUUGGCGAGAUACAGGGUUUGGAGACAUCGGGGCCAAAUGGGCGUCGAGGAAUUGUUAGUUUCCAAGGAGAUAUAAACAAUGCUUUUAUUUAGUAAAUAACAAUAUGAUGAUUUGAUGUAAAGACUGAUGAUAG
This is a messenger RNA of Nicrophorus vespilloides, 2869 nucleotides long. RefSeq names its product H(+)/Cl(-) exchange transporter 7 (gene ClC-b). The transcript has 14 exons. Gene Ontology annotation, biological process: transmembrane transport; chloride transport. The coding region runs from base 442 to 2811 and encodes 789 amino acids. The record is from RefSeq and is a predicted model, not a curated record. Gene Ontology annotation, molecular function: voltage-gated chloride channel activity. Gene Ontology annotation, cellular component: intracellular membrane-bounded organelle; lysosomal membrane. Lineage: Eukaryota; Metazoa; Arthropoda; Insecta; Coleoptera; Silphidae.